This is a messenger RNA of Drosophila sulfurigaster albostrigata, 1611 nucleotides long. Its product is annotated as beta-1,3-galactosyltransferase 5-like. NCBI's taxonomy places the organism in Eukaryota, Metazoa, Arthropoda, Insecta, Diptera, Drosophilidae. The transcript is spliced from 2 exons. Gene Ontology annotation, cellular component: membrane. Gene Ontology annotation, molecular function: hexosyltransferase activity. Bases 392 to 1366 code for a protein of 324 amino acids. The record is from RefSeq and is a predicted model, not a curated record.
ACAGCUCUUAUAAGAGUUUCGAAUGUUUUUAUCUGAAAAAAAGAAUGGCAAUUGAGAAGUCUUUUUAUAGUGGCGCCUUUUGCUUUAUAUUAGAAGUUUUUAAAUUUUUAUUUUACUUUAUUUUUAGACUGGUCACCUUUAUGCGGGCAAUGAUAAGAAAAAGUUACAUAAUGACGUAUUUUGAUACAAUUCCACUAAAAUAUCAGACUUUUUAUUGUUUUUGAAAAGUAUUUUCCUUACAAUUUAUUGUAUAGUUUAUAAGUAUCCGCAAUUUGGACCGCAUUUAACGAAUGUCCGUGAAACUGAAUAGAACAAUCGAAACCUCGCUUUAAUAUUUGCACAAAUACACGUUACUUUAGUUUUCUUUGGAAACUAACAAAGAAAUUUAACAAUGACAGCUGGAAAUUCAAGAAAUUUGCGGAUAUUGAGUUGGGUCGUUUCAAUUAUAAUUUUUAUGAAUAUCUUUAUCUAUGCCUUGAUUUGGAUGAAUGAAGAUGAAGACGAAACCCAAUUUUCAUAUUCAUUACAAUCGGUAAAGAUAUCUAAUCCAUUCACUGAAACAAAACAUCUAUAUGAGACCGGUCACCAGAAUGUUGAUUUGGAUAUAGCACACGUUUGCCCACUUAAUGGGCUUACUACAAUUCUUCUCAUACUAAUAAGUUCGGCACUGUCGCAUGAACGUCAACGCAUGGCCAUAAGACAGACCUGGGGACAUUAUGCGGCUCGUCGUGAUGUUGGCAUUGCCUUUGUGCUCGGCCGCAGUUUAAACGAAACUGAAAAUAAGGCACUAAAAUGGGAGAAUUAUUUGUAUGGCGAUAUGAUCAGAGGCAACUUUAUUGAUUCCUACGAAAAUCUAACACUAAAGACGAUUUCAUCUCUGGAGUGGACAGAGAAGCACUGCAAUCGUGCCAAAUACAUACUGAAGACGGAUGAUGAUAUGUUCAUUAAUGUACCUAAGCUUUUCAAUUUUGUUGAAGAGCAGCUAAAACAUAAUGUCAAGAGAACGAUCUUUGGUCGUUUAGCUAAGAAAUGGUCGCCGGUUCGAAACAAGGAAUCCAAAUAUUAUGUGUCGCCUGCUCAGUAUCGUGGAGUAUAUCCUGACUUUACUACGGGACCAGCUUACCUUAUGACAGGCGACAUUGUGAAUGAUUUAUAUGUGAACGCAUUGAAGAUUAUCUAUCUGAAGUUAGAAGACGCUUUUAUUACAGGCAUUGUGGCGCAGAGUCUAGAUAUUAAACGUGUGCAUGUCAAUGAAUUUAGAAACACUCGAAUAUACCUCACAACAAGGAAUAUUAAAAACUCUAUUAGCAUACAUAGGAUUAGUUGUAGUGAACAGUUGAAAGUGUGGCAGAAACAGAAUGAAUAGUAAUUGUUGGUAAACUAUAUUUUAUAUUAUAUAUUAAAUUUAACGGCUGUUUUGAGAGAAUUAAAAGCUGUUCUUGCUGAAGAAUGCCCAGAACGAAAUAAAGUAUAACCAGUCCUCCAAUUGUGAAAGUGGUAUAUUCGGUAUAUUUUUUGUAUUUGGCAAAGAGAUCGACCUGCAGCGCAUUUGUCCGCUAAAUGGCAAGACCAGAAUGAUGAUACUGAUCGGCAGGAGAGAUUGGCAUAACA